AUGGCUAAGCACCACCCGGAUUUGAUAUUCUGCCGCAAACAACCAGGAGUGUCUAUAGGACGACUCUGUGAAAAAUGUGAUGGCAGGUGUGUUAUUUGUGAUUCAUACGUUCGUCCAUGCACUCUUGUCCGAAUUUGUGAUGAAUGCAACUACGGCUCGUACCAAGGAAGAUGCGUUAUAUGUGGAGGAACCGGCGUCUCAGACGCAUAUUACUGCAGAGAAUGUACAAUAAUGGAGAAGGACAGGGACGGUUGCCCCAAAAUAGUCAAUCUUGGAAGCGCUAAAACGGACUUAUUCUACGAACGGAAGAAAUAUGGGUUUAAAAAGACUUACUAG
Rodentolepis nana is the source of this 336-nucleotide messenger RNA. The record is from the annotation of a GenBank genome assembly. NCBI's taxonomy places the organism in Eukaryota, Metazoa, Platyhelminthes, Cestoda, Cyclophyllidea, Hymenolepididae.